UGAACGUCAAAUCGCCGUUGUCAGAAAAGUCAGAAUCACAAAAAAAGAGGUCGAGCUCCGGAGCGCCCAAAUAUCGCACCGUUCCGAGUUUAUUGGCACCAAAUUGCGAUAGUUUCACACGCGACACCGAACGUUUUUCGGUCGUGCAUUCUUUCUUGUUAUUUACUAUGACCCGACUAAUUGCCGAGGCGAAAGCCCCUGGCCGAGCUAGCAUCGAGCUGGGCGACGUGACGCAUCACAACCUGAAGCAGCUGAAAAAGAUCAACACCGUGGUCCUGCCGGUAUCCUACAACGACAAGUUCUACCUCGACGUACUGGAGUCGGGAGAACUAGCGAAACUUGCCUACUACAAUGAUGUGGUCGUUGGAGCGGUUUGCUCGCGGAUCGAUAGCUCCGAGAAUAUGCGCCGGCUGUACAUUAUGACCCUCGGAUGCCUCUAUCCUUACCGGCGGCUCGGCAUCGGCACCGUCAUGGUACAGCACAUCCUCAACUGUGUCGAGCGCGACGGUAACUUCGACAGCAUCUUUCUGCACGUGAAAGUCGACAACAAGGGGGCGAUCGAGUUCUACAAGCGCUUCGGGUUCGAGAUCGUGGAAACCAAGCAGCACUACUACAAACGUAUCGAACCGGCCGACGCGCACGUGCUGCAGAAGACGCUGACGAAGAAGGCGGCUGCGGCGACCGCGGCGGCCGCCAGUCACUCAGCAUCGCCAGCAAAUCAGCACGCGGAACAGCACGACCAGGUGGCGGGCAAUGGAGAGGCGGAAGAAGCGGCCCGGGGGGCUGACCGGGCCGAGGCUGCAGCAAACGCCAAUGUGCACAACAAUCACUCGAGCAUCCAGAACUCGACCUCGCAACAAACACCGCCCGCACCGGAGAAAAAUCGAUAAGUCCACGACCAGCAGACCGCGUCCCAAGAAGCACGUCCUCGUACCCACGGGAAAGGACACCAGUGAGCACCGAAAACCGGACAUUAUCGUACCCCUUGUGUGUGGUGCAGCAAUUAGACGUAACGAUUGUAUGUUGGGCGGUGAAGUGUUGCUGCCGGCGGGCACACCAAAAACGGUCCUACUUCCGUUCGCCACUCGUUGUCGCCCGUGUGUUGCUGUGUUUAGCGGAAUCAUUAUGUUUGUUAAAUUAUUUUCACCAUGUUCUGCUUCCAACAACAAGCAGUUUGUCGAUGGCCCGAAGUGGACGGUUUUAAAAAUAAGCAUCCUAACUUCGCGCUGAAUAAGCACGUGAUCCGUUCGGUUUUGAAGCAAGUCAUGAUGCCGGCUGCCUCCGUUUCGUCGAUUCACACAACGCUGCCAAUAGAUCAACUACCCCGCACGGACAGUGGAGCUUGCUUCUGGGUCUCUUCAUUAGUGUCAACACUUCUUUGUCGUUCGUUUUCGUUGUUUUUGAUGUGGUGCAAGUUUGUAAAUGGGAAGUCGCGACAAGCCAUGGAGAGUAAUUACCAUAAAGCGAAUAAACACACAUAUAUCUUAGGACGAAUAAAGUAAA
This is a messenger RNA of Anopheles bellator, 1503 nucleotides long. RefSeq names its product probable N-acetyltransferase san (gene san). Gene Ontology annotation, cellular component: NatA complex. NCBI's taxonomy places the organism in Eukaryota, Metazoa, Arthropoda, Insecta, Diptera, Culicidae. Gene Ontology annotation, biological process: mitotic sister chromatid cohesion. The coding region runs from base 168 to 890 and encodes 240 amino acids. Gene Ontology annotation, molecular function: acyltransferase activity, transferring groups other than amino-acyl groups. The record is from RefSeq and is a predicted model, not a curated record. The transcript is spliced from 2 exons.